AUGGAUCAACAGAACUGCAAAUCACCCCUCAGUUGCAUUUACCCCACUAGACCUUACGAAAAUCAAGCAAUUGCACAGCCUGACUACUCAUUUUGUGAUGUCCCUCGGAUACCAGAUUGUAUUCUUCAAUCUGCUGACAAUAUACGGCCUUGCAAUGAUGAUUUUCCAUAUGCAGAAGCCCAGGGCUGCUGCCCACGUGAAGCCAGCAGGUUUGAUAGAGAAAGAUCAGGCCAGUCUGAAACAGCAAAUAGAUCAUAUCCUUUGACUCUCCCAUUCUCUCCGAGUGAUGCUAAUACACUUACAACUUGCUGUAUUGCCCCACCACUUCAAGUUACACCUGGCCUACUAGGACCCAAGCCUGCUCAAUUUAAGUGUUUUCAUACUCCUGCUUACCACCAUGCUUCUGAAUGUGCCCUUGGAGACAUGUACAGCUCUUCAAUCGAUUACAGAAUGAACGAACUAGACUCGCGUACAGAGGACGAUUGUCCUGAUGACGUAGCUCUACUUCGAUUUCUUGAUCAACGGCUAGGCAGGGAGGAGGGUGGUGAGGCUGGGAUGGGGUCAGCUGGCGAAGAAGAUCUUCUUUCACUUGAUUCUAGGAGUUUGCAUCUUUCACAAUCCCUACAUCUACCCAAUUAUCCCUGCUCCUAUCAUGCCAUGUUGGGUCAAAAUGACGCAGAAAUUGCUGAUGGACAAAUAACAACAGUUCCAAUAGUGGACCAAACCCCUUGUCGCAUCGCCCAAAAUGAUAAUGCAAUCUUUGUGAUUGGCGAGGCGCCUGAUUUGACAAGGGAUCGACAAUCGUUGACCUCUUCUCUCGGUAGUCGGAAUUUUAUUUUACCGAAAAAAUUUACAUUUCGUACAUGUUGA
Messenger RNA from Protopolystoma xenopodis, 870 nucleotides. The record is from the annotation of a GenBank genome assembly. NCBI's taxonomy places the organism in Eukaryota, Metazoa, Platyhelminthes, Monogenea, Polystomatidea, Polystomatidae.